UUUUGGCUUGUCAAUCGGAACCACGCAACAAUUUUCUCUUGAUUUUUGCCGUAAAUUUAAGUAAUUUCUUGAUGUAUUAUACGAAGAAACAUUGCUGUCGAUGCGCCACGUAAAGUUGCGUGAAGUCUAAGCUCGGAGUGCUCGAAAAUCGGUGUGAUAUUCGUUGUUCCGUCGCAGUGACCCGCGAACUCAUAACAUGCCUCUGUUGAAAAGAAAAGCGUUUGAGAAAUCCACGGCGUCCGGGUACUUGCGGGACGACGAUGAGGUCUUCCACUGCGAAAUCACCGACGAGAUCUUCAAGGACUAUGAAGAGUAUUGUGAGAGGAUCAUAUUGGUUAAUUCCAUGGUGUGGUCAUGUGAGAUGACAGGGAAGAACAACUUGACGUACGCAGAGGCACUGGAGAGUGAGAAAAAUGCAAGGAAGUCUCUCAGAGACUUUCCUAUGGAGCUCAGGAUCCCUAUUCUGUACUUGGCAUCAAAGACCAAGAAGAGUUCUUUUGCUGAAAUGUCAGAGGAUGUGUUCAACUAUGUGAGGGAGAGGUUCUUUGUGGGGGAGACGGUGGAAGCCUGCCUGGAGGGGGACUCGUGGCAGGAGGCACACAUCCUCUCCAUCACAGCGCAGAAACAGCCUCCGGGAAGUAAAGUAGUACUCCCCGGAUCGUCAUACUGCUACGAAGUGGAACAGUACCAGGAGGACAACCCGGCGGGCGGCAAGAUCGGCCUCGCGCCGCACGACCGCGUGCGCCGGCGCAAGGGAGUGUACUCCAGGGACAAGAACCGACUGUUCCUUAAGCAGUUUGUGGAACAGUCUCAAGGCAUCAUUGUUAUCAAGAAAUCUGCCCUAGAAAAGUACAACAUAAGCAAAGUAAACUUCGAGCAGAUAUUCAUCGGGACCCCGCCAGAGUUCUCUCCCUCCAAAAAGCUGCUCAAGUCUCCUCCGAGCAAGGCCGCGCCCAAGCCCGGCUCCGCCACCAAGCUCAAGGGCAAGAAGACCCCUGAUAAGAAGGGACAGCAGUCCAUGGACAAGUUUCUUAAGAAGACAGACAAAAAUGAAUCACCCAAACCAAAGACACCAUCAGACCCCAACGCCAAGAAGAACGCCCAAGAGCUGGCCGCAAAGAUGCGUCGCGCCGAAGAGGAGAUGCGACAGCGUAAGGAAGAGGAAAAGGCGAAGAAGAAGGCCUACCUCAAGGAGUGGCAGAAGGUUAAAGAAGAUCAAGAGCUGGAGGACCAUAAGAUAAUCCCCAAAGGCACCCCUAUAGACAUGGACGGUAUCCCACACGAGCAUUUCGGGGAUUUCUUAUCUGUGCUUGAAUUUGUGCACAUUCACGGCGAGACGCUCAAGGUGAAAGACACCCUCCACAACGGGCUGGACGUGGAGACAUUCCGCAAGGCGCUGACGCUGAAGCAGCACGCGGGCGUGUUCAGCGACCUGCUGCAGAUGCUGCUCUCCGCCAUCUUCCAGCUGCAGGAGGACGAGGCCGAGGACUACAACGAGAGCGGCGGCAUCCACGAGUCCACAGCGAGGCCACCGGCACUAUCCACAGGCAUGAACAAGGCAGUGGAUCUGGCUACAAAAGCUAGCAAGUGGUCUCAAACAUACCUCGGUACUCCGCUUAGCAAGCUGCAACUCGACCCUACCACAGUCACUGAAGUACUUAGGUUGCACCUGCUGUCGUCAGGCGCGGCGCCGGGCUCGCGUUGCGCCACGUGGCGCUACACCCAGCGCGGCGGCUACAGCAGCCACGACGACGCGGGCCUGCAGCUGCGUCUGCAGCAUCCGGAGUUACUCCGCACUCUGCUCACUAAGCAUGUUGCUGAUAUGUCACUGGGCGACAAGUUCCUCAUCCUGCAGUGUCUCAUGAACCAGAUAAUCAGCUACGGGACGGUGCGGGAUGUGAUCGAGGAGAAGUUGGACGAGAUGCGCAACACCAAGCAGGCUCUUAGGUCGUUGCACAUAAACGAGCGUCGUCGCGAAGCACAACUCCUCGCAUCUCGCCAAGAACUAAAAAAGGAGUACGCAGCCAAGAAAGCCGAGGAGAAACUGACCGGAGAAGCGGCUAAGGCUCAUGAUGAGGCUCUCAAGGCGGCCCUGGAGAAGAUGAAUAAGGAAAGUGAGGGGUUGAAAGCGGAGUAUGAGAAAAAGGUUAAGGAGUUGAAGGUUCAGCUGUUUGAUUACACAUCUUAUGUUGGUUCGGACCGCGCGUACCGCCGCUACUGGUUGAACCAGCACGUUGCUGGACUGUUCGUGGAAAAUGGCGCUGAAAGCCGGGGACCGUGCAGAGACAAGAUGGCCGACUUACAUAGAGAGCGAGCCGGCAGUGACAAAGAGAACGAAUCGGCAGCGAACUCCCGCGGCGGGUCACCUAAGAAGCCCCUCACGAACAUCAACGGGCUCUCCAACAAGCUCAGCGGACUUGAAGCUAGUCUCGCACAGGCGCAAGAACUUAUGCUGUGUACGGGUGAUCCUCCCACUUGUAACGUACAUGGAAAGGACGAAAACCGGCCCUUCUGGUGGGUGUACCACACUCCAGAGCAAAUCGAGGGCUUGAUCCAAUCGCUCAACAAGCGAGGCCUGAGGGAGAACGACUUACGGCAGAACCUCGAGUUAGAUAAGGACAACAUACUUGAAUACAUACAGAAGUGCCCGCUGCAUUUAUUGAAUCCUGCUGCUAAACCUCCGCCACCAGUACCAUCGACGCGGAUGCACAAAUUCCAGCCCUCACUCAAUGUACCUGACGACUGCACACUCUCUGAAGCCUUGGAACUGUCUCUCAGAGACCACAUCUUGGAGCUUGAAGAGAAGAUCUUCCACGGCUGCCUAGGAGUUCUCAAAGUUAAGGAUCGCGAAGCGUGGCGUGGAACCAUCAUGGUGCGCGGAUACGACAAGCAAGCCGACUACCUGUCGUGGGGACCCGAGCGGCGGUAUAGAGAUGACUACCACAUGCCUGGCGGCGUCACGGCGGUACCCACAGAUAACAAAACGGACAUCACAGCCAUACCUGAAAACAAAUACCGCGACCCCGGACACUGUCUAGAGCCUCGACCAAACGGCAUCAAAGUCGAACCGGGCGCUGCCGCUACAGCCUUGCAAACUACAGUUCGAGGGUUAGCGAGUGCGCUUCUGCAGGUGGAACAGGCCAUACACCACAAGUACAUCAAGAGACCACUGGGUCUCAGCGAUAAAGAGCGUAAAGAACGCGAAGCCAAAAACAAGCCUCUCGACAACGACACCCUCGAACGGUGGGAGGUCUCCCUCAUGGAGUGUCGCAGCUUCGCACAGAUCGUCCUGCACCUCUUCACACUCGACUCGAGCAUCACCUGGUCUGCUAGCAUACUGAAUGCGAGCUGUAGACUGUGUAGGAGGAAGACUGAUCCGGAUAAUAUGUUGCUCUGUGAUGGGUGUAAUAAGGGACAUCAUCUGUACUGCUUGAAGCCUAAACUCACGAAAGUACCUGACGGUGAUUGGUUCUGUGAGCAAUGUCGGCCGAAAGAGCGGACGCCGCGAAAACGAAGGAAAAUCAUCGAGGAACCUAUAAAUGAUGAUAGUGAGAGUAACAGCUCGGAGUCGGAAGGCGAGUUGGACUUGGGCCUGUGCGGCGCGUGCGGCAGCGGCGGGGAGCUCGCCGCCACGUGCCGCGCGUGCUCGGCGCGCUACCACGCCGAGUGCGUGGCCGCGCCGCCCUCGCGCCAGGCCAAGCGCUGGAUCUGCCGCGCCUGCCAGGCGCCGCCCUCUGCGCACGCCAACAACUCCAGGCAUAGAGAGCCGUCGAGCCGGCGCUGCGCCGCGGCGGCGCUCGACAAUAUCCACCACUACACGCGCAACCUCCACAGCCGCCGCAGCAGCGAGGAUUCGUACGACAGUGAAGACAACACAUCGCUAAUAUCACUGAAGAAGACACGAUCACGACAGAGCAAGGAAGCGUCGCCCCUCGUCAAUGGACAUACGCCCACUAACAACAGGAGAUCUCGCAAAUCGAAAGACGAUGUCAACACAAGCGCGAGCAAAAAAGCGAAAACACCUCUUACGAAUGGUGUUCACGAAGAAAAACAAGUGAACGGCAGAAAGCGAGGUAGCAAAGAAUCGUCUCUCCACACGGAGGGCUUGGAGCAGCUUCUCAAAGAGGUGCUCAAACACAAGGACUGCUGGCCGUUCUAUGACCCCGUCGACACGGAAAUGGUUCCUGACUACUUGGACGUCAUCAAGACCCCCAUGGAUUUCACGACGAUCAAAGAGAAGCUGUCUCGGGGCGAGUACGAGUCGGACGCGGCGCUGCUGGAUGACGCCGCGCUCGUGUUCCACAACUGCUACACGUACAAUAAGGAUAGCCAUCCUGUAGCCAAAGCGGGCGUCCGGCUCGAGCAGUACAUCCAGCGGCGCUGCGCCGAGCUGUCGCUGCCGCCGCUGCCGGAGCUGAGCCUGGAGGCGGCGGCGCCCCCCCCGGUGUCCGGCAACAAGAAGCCGCGCCUCAAGUGACCGCAGCCGCCGCGCCUGCGCGACUACCUGUGCUACUAGGCGGCCGACUCCCUGCUGUCUCUCGCAUAUCCUCUGGCCUAUGAGCUCCCGGUAUCCGCUUCUCAGAUUUGGUUCUGAUAUGGUCUUUUCGUAGAUAUUGAAAUAGAUAAGGGAACGCUAAGAUGCCUAAAGUACUGCCAAAUAUUGUAUUUUUAUAAUGAGGAAGCCCGUUGAUAUCGCUCCUACGAUCUGUGUCGAUGUGAAGUAAAAGCCAGAAAAAAAGUAUAGGUUUUAAAUGUGACAGCGGGCGGACGAUGGCGCCCCUUGCCAUCGUAAAAUGCUAGUUUGCUUCCUCGUUACGAAAGUUCUAUAAUUUGAGUUACAAUAUUUUUUAGUACUUUAUUCGUUGUCUUAUAGAAUCCUUAACGACCUGUCAGAAGAGCACUAUUUCAUUGUAAAUAGUAAUUUUAACACAUAAUUCUAUGCCAAGGAUUGGAGAAACACCAAAAAUGCAGUCUGUCCGCCCACUGAGGCUAGUGACAUUGUGAUUGAACUAUUUAUAAUUAGUGAAUGGUGAUCGGGACACGUGCGUCGUGUUAGAAAUCAAUAAAUGAUAGUGAUCAGAGAUCUAUCGUACAGUCAGUUUCAUAUUCAAUAC
Molecule: messenger RNA, 5114 nt
Organism: Leguminivora glycinivorella
Lineage: Eukaryota; Metazoa; Arthropoda; Insecta; Lepidoptera; Tortricidae
Gene: Acf
Product: bromodomain adjacent to zinc finger domain protein 1A
Exons: 28
Coding region: 197-4477 (1426 amino acids)
Biological process (GO): chromatin remodeling
Molecular function (GO): protein binding
Source: RefSeq, a predicted model, not a curated record